AGUGGGCGGGGGUGACUUCAGCAAAGCGUCUUGUCCCCUAUCAUCCUAUCGUCCAGGUAUCGCUUACGAAUGUCGGUCGAUCGUUUAAAUCGUCGACGAUUCUCGAGACGCGUUCAUCCGUCGGAUAUGUGUGGUUUUGUUGCUGAUAAUCAAACAUCAUUAUCAUCAUGUUUUUAGAAUCAGCAGCAGACAUAGUGCAAUCCAGGAUGUUUGUGUUGGGUGAAAGUUUUUACGUGUUGGGUGAAUUUUCGUCGCAUCAAUGAUAGCACAAAGUCGUGAAUAAAAAAAAAGAAAAGCCAAGCCGCGAUUUUGACAACACCGUCGGCAAAGUGAAAGGUGAAUUUGCGACAAGGGGGGGAUUAAAAGGACAUGUCGGGUGAAACAGAAAUUGAAGUGUCCGUUGUCUCGGAAGAGGAUUUGGAGUUGGACGAAUCGAGAAGUAGUUCUACACCCGCCGAAAUGCUUCUUCAGGAAAAAAAUGGAAAAAGUGCUUUAGGACUGGGGAAUUCAUUUAGUUUUGAUGUUAGUAAAGCAACUUUGAGGCCGGUUUGUAAUCCGCAAUAUACGUCGUUUAGUAUUUCGAAUAUUCUUGGUAGAGCUGAAUCGCCGACGGCUGAUUCAACAUCGGUGUCUGGUGAACGUCAAUCAGACGCUGAUAGAUCGUCACCCCUUCAUCCACCAAAUUCGCAGAAUAAUCAAAGACUUAUUUCAUGUGGGAGUCCUGUUUCGCAAAUACUCUCGCCGUCACCAUUAAAACUUCCUGGUGGCCAAAGACUGAUAAAUCAUUCCACAGAAACAAGGAGUAACUCUGUUGGAAUUGGAUGCGCCAUCAGCACAACUAGUCCAGUUUCAAGUUAUUCUUCAAGUGACGCUAAUAACACGAUGAUUGGUCAUCAAGCGUCGGCGGAUCUCGCAAUGCUUUCCAGGAUAGGUUUAAUGUCAUCGAUAAUUACGGGUCGAUAUCCAGUUAAUAUUGCGGGAGUUGGUAGUGUAUUUUUCCCACCGGCAUUUCAGCACCUUCAUCAGCAACAACAUCAUUCUAGAUUAACAGCAGCAUCCACUGCGUUAAGUAAUGCGGUUGUUGCUGGACAAUCGGAUAUAACGGAUGCAGAUGGAAUGCGGGGUGUUUUACCAGGUGGUCCAGGAUGGCCUUUUUGGAGACCGUCUCCGGGAAUUCAAACCCUGGACCAUCAUCCCUCUAGCGAGGUGGUCAGUUCUUUGAAUCGUAUCAGCCCUGGAUCUGCCAACUUCCCUCAAAGAGAAGAAUUGGAUGACGACAACCCAAACGACGACCGUCUCCAUCGGACAAGAAGUCCCUCGAGCGGUGACGAAGCUCACGACGAUCUUGGUGACGUGGAUGACGGUCCUGAUGGUGACGGUGAGGGCGAGUCAACUGGUUCCACAGGUCAUCACGGAAACAGCAAUGGAACGACGGGUCAAAAUAUGCAAAUCGGUGAUGGUCGCGAUUCAGGGAGUAUAAAACGUAAAAAGAAGACGCGAACCGUUUUCUCCAGGUCCCAAGUCUUUCAAUUGGAAAGUACAUUCGACAUGAAACGCUAUCUAUCAUCGUCGGAGCGAGCUGGUCUUGCCGCCUCUCUCAGGCUAACGGAAACCCAAGUGAAAAUUUGGUUUCAAAAUCGCCGUAACAAGUGGAAAAGACAAUUGGCCGCUGAUCUCGAGGCAGCUAAUAUGGUUCACGCUGCGCAACGUCUCGUGCGCGUACCAAUUCUCUAUCAUGACGCAUCAGCUGGAAAUACUGUUUCCGCCAGUACAGGCAGUGUCUCCGUAUCACCCCAGACUCAACAAACCCCAAAUGCCACCCCAUCGUCGCUUUCGCAUUCCGUCGGUGUUGGACCGGUCAGCGUCGGUGUUGGCGUCGGCACAUCCUGUGCACCCACCUCCGCUCAACAAAUCUUCUACUCCCAUCACCAUCACCAUCACCAUCAUCCGGGUCACGUACAAGCCCACAGUUUGCUGCCCCACCAAGUGCACCCUCAACCACCGCCUCCACCACCACCACCCCCGAAUCCACAACCCCCUCCCUCCUCAACUCAAUAACCUUCCCCCAUCGACAUUGCCCUCCCCUUUAUUCGCCCCACCACACCAACAACAUCCCAUCAUCAAACCUACCAUCACUAUUACCAAACGUUUCGUACUCGCCCAAUUGUCCAACUAAUUAAUAUCGACGAGUAAACGUGACGUUCACAAUUAUAAUAUGUUAUAUAUAAAUGUAUAUAUGUAUGUCUACGGUGAGAUCACUAUUUUCUAUGCCCGUCCAUAAGUGUAGUCUCAGAUAGCGUGCUUAACCCUCAUCUCGAUGCGACUAUUUCGAUUUCGAGUGACUCUUGUACGCGCACGUGAUAUCUUUGCAUCUCCUGUAAUUUUUAUUAUUGUUUGUUUGCUGAAUAUAGUGUAUUAUGAUAAGUGGAAUAAAUGAAAAUGACGAAUGAAUAUUCUAACAGUCGUUAGAAUCAAAAUAAAGACAUUAGUUAAACUAUAUAUAUGUUGUGAUGCUUCUCCCUCUCUCUCUCUCUCUCUGUCUAUAUCUAUAUAUUAGGGCUCUUUCAUAAAACUACUUUUAUCAAAAUAUUUCGCGUUUGUAGCUCCCUUUCUUUUAAUUAUCGCGAAUAACCAGAAUAACAUGAAAAUUACCCAAAUACCGAAUUGUUAUUAAACUAACUUUUUAUUUAACCACAUUAUCCCAUAAUCAAACCCUAAUUUAUCUAAAUCGUCAUUUGACCCUGUCAUUAUAUUUAA
Molecule: messenger RNA, 2757 nt
Organism: Leptopilina boulardi
Lineage: Eukaryota; Metazoa; Arthropoda; Insecta; Hymenoptera; Figitidae
Gene: Hmx
Product: homeobox protein B-H1
Exons: 3
Coding region: 370-2058 (562 amino acids)
Biological process (GO): regulation of transcription by RNA polymerase II
Cellular component (GO): nucleus
Molecular function (GO): RNA polymerase II transcription regulatory region sequence-specific DNA binding; DNA-binding transcription factor activity, RNA polymerase II-specific
Source: RefSeq, a predicted model, not a curated record